This is a messenger RNA of Rhododendron vialii, 1065 nucleotides long. RefSeq lists its product as uncharacterized. The record is from RefSeq and is a predicted model, not a curated record. Gene Ontology annotation, molecular function: nucleic acid binding; RNA-DNA hybrid ribonuclease activity. The transcript has 2 exons. The coding region runs from base 1 to 1065 and encodes 354 amino acids. Gene Ontology annotation, biological process: DNA integration. NCBI's taxonomy places the organism in Eukaryota, Viridiplantae, Streptophyta, Magnoliopsida, Ericales, Ericaceae.
AUGGGAAUCUUCGACCUUGUCGUUUACUGCGACUCCCAACUCAUAGUCAACCAAGUACUUGGGGACUAUGAGGCUCGAGAUACACGAAUGUCAAAAUACCAGUCAACCGUAACAGGACUCCUCACCCAUUUCCACAAUUUCAAAAUUGAACAGAUCAACCGCAAACACAAUGCUCACGCAGACGCACUCACUGGCCUUGCCUCAGCUUCUAAAGCCUCCGAAUUCAGAACAAUCAGCUUCGGCAGCAUUUACCAUCCAAGCUUCGACACAACUCCUGAAAUACUCAACGUUGAACUCAGUCCAAGCUGGAUGGACGAGAUCGUUGCAUUCCUCAAAAAUGAUACGUUACCAGCAGACAAGAAGGAAGCUUAUCGCAUCAGGAACAAAUCCGCUUACUACUGGCUCUCUGAAAGCGGCCAACUCUACAGGAAAUCUAUCUCCGGCCCAUAUCUCCUCGUGGUCCACCCAACCCAAGUUCCGAAGAUUCUCGCCGAACUUCACUCAGGGAGUUAUGGCUGCCACUCCGGCGGCCGUUCACUUUGCCAACGAGCAUUGAGUCAGGGAUACUUUUGGAAGAACAUGAAGAAAGACUGCGAAGACACACAACCCGCCCAGAACCUCUCCCCUAUCACCAGUCCUUGGCCCUUUGCACAAUGGGGGCUUGAUAUUGUCAGAAAACUGCCAACAGCUCCUGGAGGAUUCAAGUUCCUGAUCACCGCAACAAACUACUUCUCAAAAUGGGUAGAGGCCAAACCUCUUGUGACAAUCACAGAGGCUGACGUUUGCAGAUUUGUCUGGCAAAACAUUGUUACAAGGUUUGGAGUCCCUUACGCCAUCGUAUCAGACAACGGAAGCCAAUUCGUCGGUAAAGACCUCACCAGCUUCUGUGCCGAAUUUGGGAUACGCUUCUUCAACUCUACUCUAGCAUACCCCCAAGGGAAUGGACAAGCCGAGGCAACAAACAAGACCGUCUGUGCCGGGAUCAAGCGCCGGUUAAACUCCAAGAGAGGAAAAUGGGCUGAGGAACUGCCACGUGUUCUUUGGGCUUACCAUUCUACCCCCUGA